AUGGUCACCCCGGAAAUUGGCGCCUCGAAGGAGAUCCAUGUACCAGUGGCCCCACCGGUAAUUGUCGAUUUAGCCUCGACGUCGACUCGGCAGACUGUCAAGCUAGUUUCCAGCUCAAGCACGACCAAUCUCAAGCUUCCACAUGUCCCCCAGCGCCAUGGCAGUUCAACACCGACAUUUGAUCCUGUUGAAACAACCCCAUUCCUAGGGUAUCAACCCGGCCUGCACGCGACGGCUGGUCCUCUACCCCCACCACCACGCGCUACCUUUGCCAUGCUGCACACGCCCCCACCUCCGCGACCGCCGCGCCUUCAUUCCCCGGCGCCUCCGCGAGCCAAGAGUGAUCUCGAGGCUGUCAAGCAGGCAUUGCAAUUACCGCCCUCAGUCGCUGCAAAACUGGCCAAAACGACGCCACCCUCCCACCAGCCGUUGCCAGAGGUGAAACCGCUAAAGUUGACACCCAAGCGCGAUGUCAAUACCCCGAAGAUUCAACCGAAGACUAUCGAGGAGGAUAAUGCUAACCAAUCGAGCCUUCCUCGUACGGCGUCGGUUCAUCGGAGGGAAGGUGCAUUCCAACAAUUGUCUUCGUCUUCGUCGUCAACCUCUCGCUCCAUUGUGGACGACACUGACGAUAAAGUCGCAUCGACGACUCCCACGCGUCCAAGGCUUGUUGUAGACAACGACCGUGACGAACACGUUCCGAGCGUAACUGUCGUGGAGGCAAAGGCUAACCCUGUUGUUGACAACAAGAAGCUCGAUGACCAAGAACUCAAUCAUUCCAGUUCGGACUAUCCCAUCAUUGCUCGCUCCCUUCUCCGUUCACCGUCACCUGAGAGCGGUGGGAGUUCGAAUAGCCACUCUGGACGCAGCAUUACAUUCCGUGAUGACGCGCCCCCAGAGAGAAGAAGUGCUAGGGAUAGAAGGAGUCUUUCGCCUUCGUCUGUUGGUUCCCACAGUGGUCAUUACCAGACCCAAUCGCAAUUCCGGUCAACCUCACCUAGAGGUUCAGCCUCCUCCAGUACGAGUAACGGCACGGCGCCCAGUCCGCCACCCAAGAGCUUCCGCAACAGUUUCAUUGUCCAACAGACAGCUGCCAACCUGAAGAGGUUCUCUAGCUUACCCCGUACACCAUCGCGCGCUUCAACGUCGAGAUCCGACCAACGCUCGUCCGCCGAGACCCAUUAUUCACACCGGAGCUCGAGGACACCUUCGCCUGUUAGGAGCCGUCAGCAUCAUCAACAACGCCCAGUGGUUAGGAGGAAGAGAGUAGAUUCGAAUCCUGCGGCGAUGUUUUGUCACGAGGUGUAUCAGCAAAGGACGACGGCUGAGAGGUGUCAGAUCUACAUUGAGAAGAUUAAUGAGUUGUAUAUCCAUGAUUGUGGCUUGUCGGGAUGGGUUUUGGAGAUGAAGUACCGAGGAUCAGCAACUGGCCAUCCUCGUGGACCUUCGUCUCGACCAUUCCAACCCCAACCACGAGUUACUUCGAAAUCUUCGAUGACCUCUGAAGCAACCUUCCCCCGUCGACCAGACGCAGUCGUCGCAACUGACCUGUCAGCUCAAUCAUCGACAUAUCACGAUGUCAGUCCCGCAACGGUGGCUGUCAACCUCCCUUACCCUUCACUCGCAACUCAACAACGCCAACAAUCCAUUCGGUCCACAGCGUCCAGCUCAGGCUCAACCCCACCUCCCUCUAUCCGAUCUCUAGCCCCGUCGAAUGGUUCAAACAAUAAAACCGGGUUCUUCGCCUCAUUGGGUCGCAAAGCCAGUAUGACAUCGGGCAGAAGAGAGCGCGCGAGCUCGACACUUGGUCAUUCCAGUACGAGUGCGACGAGCAAGUCAGUGUUGACCAAGUCUCCACCAAUGGGCAAAGAGCUCUCGAUAUCGAGGCCCAUUUUGAUGUCGACCACCAACACUGCGCAUAGUGGGUCGCCUGCAGGGAGUGUUCAUGGCCAUGGGCAUACCGGGCCAAGUGGACCUCGGGCUCCACCCAAUCGAGCGCAGAGGUCAAAGACCCUCAUCCCGACGCCUGCGAGCCAGACGUAUAGUCUGGAGCGCGAAGAGGCGUUGGGGAGGAGACCUUCAUUGUUCGAUCUCAACUCCCCGACCGGGUAUCAAGAGCCAUACUCUGAUCCCCUGUUUGCUGAACAGGUCGAUAAGCUUCACAAUGUCCUCCCACACGCUGAUCGAUCUGUUCUCGCUGGCUACCUGCGACGAGCAGGUCAGGACGUCCUGGCCAUCGGUCAGUACCUAGAAGACGAGAAGAAUGGAACUCUCAAGUAUUUCUAA
Coprinopsis cinerea okayama7#130 is the source of this 2286-nucleotide messenger RNA. RefSeq lists its product as hypothetical. The transcript is spliced from 4 exons. NCBI's taxonomy places the organism in Eukaryota, Fungi, Basidiomycota, Agaricomycetes, Agaricales, Psathyrellaceae. The record is from RefSeq and is a predicted model, not a curated record. The coding region runs from base 1 to 2286 and encodes 761 amino acids.